Messenger RNA from Brassica oleracea var. oleracea, 807 nucleotides. RefSeq names its product glutathione S-transferase T3-like. NCBI's taxonomy places the organism in Eukaryota, Viridiplantae, Streptophyta, Magnoliopsida, Brassicales, Brassicaceae. Bases 1 to 807 code for a protein of 268 amino acids. The record is from RefSeq and is a predicted model, not a curated record. The transcript has a single exon.
AUGGAUUUCAAUCCAUUUCAAGACUCUGCCAAAUUUGUUGAAUUACUUAAUAGUCAACAAAAUGUUGUCUUUGGAAGUCAAGGAAGUGUUUCGCUCUCUACAACGCAAGCUCCUUUCGUAAGCACUCAAGAAGAUCCAAUCAUUGCUGACGAGCUUCCAGCAGAGCAUAAUCCCCGAAGGACUUGGACGCCAACAGAUGAUAUAGUGUUGAUCAGCUCGUGGUUGAACACGAGCAAAGAUCCCAUUGUUGGGAAUGAACAAAAGUCAGGGGCUUUUUGGAAGAGAAUUGCAGAUGACUUCUCGGCGUCUCCUAAGAUAGCUGGUUCUGAAAAAAGAGAAGCAUCUCAGUGCAAGCAGCGUUGGCACAAGCUGAAUGAUUUGGUUUGCAAGUUUUGUGGGGCGUAUGAAGCAGCAACCAGGGAGAGAACCAGUGGUAUGAACGAGAAUGAUGUGCUUAAAUUAGCCCACGAGAUCUUCUUCAACAACUACCAAAAGAAGUUCACCCUUGAGCAUGCGUGGAAGGAGCUUCGCGCUGAUCAGAAGUGGUGUGAACUCUCCACAGCCAAAAAUGGAAGCAGCUCCAAAAAAAGGAAGUGUGAGGAUGAAAACAAUGCUUCUGGAGAUGAAGAGUUCACAUCUCGUCCUCCGGGUGUUAAGGCAUCAAAGGCCCGUGGAAAGAAGCUAGUGGUUGAUAGGAAAGUGUUCUCUGGCUUCCAGAAUAUCUGGAGUUUCAAGAAAGAAUAUCUGGAGUUUGAAGAAGGAGGACUUGGCAAUGAAGGAAAGGCUCUCGAAGAUGAGGAUGCUUGA